Molecule: messenger RNA, 1970 nt
Organism: Aphanomyces invadans
Lineage: Eukaryota; Oomycota; Saprolegniomycetes; Saprolegniales; Verrucalvaceae
Exons: 9
Coding region: 17-1828 (603 amino acids)
Biological process (GO): electron transport chain
Cellular component (GO): mitochondrial inner membrane
Molecular function (GO): iron-sulfur cluster binding; electron-transferring-flavoprotein dehydrogenase activity
Source: RefSeq, a predicted model, not a curated record
CGUUGUUUCCACAAACAUGCUCCUCCGUCGCGCCGCCGCGUCCAAACUCUUCCGACGAAAUUCCACCAGCCAAAGCGCCCUAAGAUCGCGAUACUUCAGUGACGAUGUCUUCUCGGCCCCUCGUGAAGGAAUGGACUAUGACGUGUUGCUUGUCGGCGCGGGUCCCGCGAGUUUGUCUGCCGCGAUCCGCAUUAAGCAGCUCGGUUUGGAGAAGGGCACGGACCUUUCUGUGUGUGUGGUAGAAAAGGGAGCUGAAGUCGGAUCCCACAUCAUCUCAGGAAAUGUGUUUGAGCCCCGCGCGUUGAACGAAUUGAUCCCAGACUGGAAAGAAAGGGGCGCACCGCUCGAUACCCCCGUGACCGACGACCGAUUUCUUGUCAUCUCGAAGGACAGUUCGUGGAAGUUGCCGAGUUUUAUGCUCCCUCCUCAACAGCAUAACCACGGCAACUACGUCAUUAGUUUGGGCAAGUUGACUCGGUGGUUGGGUGCGCAAGCUGAAGAAUUGGGUGUGGAAAUCUAUCCCGGUUUUUCCGCUUCAGAAGUGCUGUAUCGCGAAGAUGGCGGUGUGCGCGGGAUCGCGACGCGCGAUGUUGGUAUCAACAAGGACGGCACGCCCAAGGAAACAUUUGCCCGCGGUAUGGAACUCCGUGGUCGCGUGACGCUGUUUGGCGAAGGUUGCCGUGGGUCAUGCAGCGAAGAAGUCAUGGGUAAAUUCGACCUCCGCAAGGACGCGCAGCCGCAAACCUACGGUCUUGGUAUCAAGGAGGUGUGGCGUAUUCCCAAGGAGAAGCAUUCUGCAGGAUUGGUGCAGCACACGUUGGGCUGGCCACUCCAGUCAUCGUUGUUUGACAAGACAUUUGGCGGAUCCUUUCUCUACCACAUGGACGAAGACUUGGUGCAAAUCGGUGUUGUGGUCGGUCUCGACUACGAAAACCCUUACUUGAACCCAUACGAAGAGUUCCAGCGCUUCAAAACCCAUCCUGCGAUCCGCAGUCAUUUGGAUGGCGGCGAAUGCAUUGCGUACGGCGCGCGGGUGCUGAACGAAGGCGGCUACCAUGCCAUUCCCAAGCUGACGUUCCCUGGAGGCGGGCUCAUUGGGUGCUCGGCCGGAUUUUUGAACAGCAUCAAGAUCAAGGGGUCGCACACGGCAAUGAAAUCGGGGAUGUUGGCGGCUGAAGCCGCGUUUGAAGCGUUGACGUCGAGCGGGUUAGAGCCUGUUGCGGUAUCUGGCGCUAUCGACGAGAACGAACCAGUGAUCGACAUCUCGAGCUAUGAAACAAAGAUUCAAGGGUCGUGGGUGUACGAAGAACUCAAGAAGGUGCGCAACACGCAUCAGUCCUUCCAUUGGGGUGCCCUUCCCGGCGUGUUGUAUUCUGGGUUGAGUGCGUUCAUCUUAAAUGGCCAUGAACCGUGGACGCUCGGUAACGACAAAUCCGACUCGGCCAAGACCAAGCCGGCCAAGGACUUUUCGCCGAUCGAGUACCCAAAGCCAGACGGCGUCCUUACCUUCGACCUGCUCUCGAACUUGCAACGCAGCGGCACGAACCACGCCGACCAACCCGCGCAUCUACGUAUCAAACCCGGCAAAGAAAACGUUCCGUCGAAGGAGUCGCUUCCUGUGUUUGCUGGUCCUGAACAGCGAUUCUGCCCCGCCAAGGUGUACGAGUACACUGACGGCAGCGAAGAUGGAGCGAAUGGCGUGCCGCAGUUGGUGAUUAACGCACAAAAUUGCGUUCAUUGCAAGUGCUGCUCGAUCAAGAUGCCCCAGGAAUACAUUAACUGGACUGUCCCCGAAGGUGGCGGAGGCCCUGCCUAUGAGGUGCUGUAAUCUGAUGGCAACGAAACCAUGUCGAAUGCUUGAUAUGUAAUCGUCCGAGAUUGGCUUCCCAUUUAUAAAGAUUCAACUGAACAGUUUGUGUCCAUGCCGUCCAUGGAUGAAGUGAUGCGAGAAUGGUCCUGGGAAGUACUCG